AAAGCUAAGAAAUAAGAGAAGAUGAAAAGAAAGAGAGAGAGAAAGAAAACAUAAAUAUUUACAGUGUAUUUUAUAUUGAUAAGGGUUAAUCUAGUAUUUUCACAUUGAAUUAAAUUAUUUACGAUUUUUACCACUAAAAUACGAAGUAUUAAAUGAUUUUCCUCUAAAAAAUUGUUGAAUAAACAACCUGUGAAAGCAUGAGUGUUGAAGAAUCCAAGGUAGAACCAAAACCAGUUUUUAAAUCAUCCUCAUUUCAGUUACAUAAAGCAAUGAAGAAAAAAUGUGCCUGGAAAGGCCUGAAGCAAAUAAUUGCUUCAGAAAAAGCUUUGCCGUGGCCCGAAAAUGCCAUUCACUACAGUUCUAUAAACGCACCUCCAUCUUUCAAACCACCAGAAAAGUUCUCCGAUCUGUCAGGACUACCUGCCCCAUAUACAGACCCACAGACAAGGUUACGUUUUGCGAAUAAGGAUGAAUAUGCUACCAUUAUCGAUUUACCAAUGGAUAUUACAGCAGGUUAUUUGGCACUUCGAGGAGCUACAAGUAUUGUAGGAUGAAGAGAUUUGGUAACAUCUGGUUUUUAAUUACAUUCUUGGGGAGAAUUUAAAAAUUUGUGGAAAGUGUGUCACAUCAUAGUCCGCCACAUGUAGAUGCUCUGUUAAGCAAGUAUUUUUUCACAACCAGCAUUUAAACAGAUGUCUUUUUUUUGUUUGCUCUCAGGUUUCUUAGAUAGUGUCAUUUGAAAUAUAAUCGCAGUGUAAAUAUAUACUGAAAAAUAAAGUAUAGUGUAAUAUGUU
Molecule: messenger RNA, 794 nt
Organism: Leptinotarsa decemlineata (Colorado potato beetle)
Lineage: Eukaryota; Metazoa; Arthropoda; Insecta; Coleoptera; Chrysomelidae
Product: INO80 complex subunit C
Biological process (GO): chromatin remodeling
Cellular component (GO): Ino80 complex
Source: RefSeq, a predicted model, not a curated record